AGCAGCCGUAUUCUGACCUGGUAAGUCGCCAGUGUCGGAUCGUAAGAAGGGGAGUGAGGGUAGGCUCUGCAUCGACGUUGGACAUUUAAAUCCGGUCGCAGCCAACACUUUCCUCGAGACAACGAAGGGAAAAACGGUUUCCUUCGCUCGACCCGGGGGACCUACCGCGAAUACACACGCGCCAUUCGUGGACUCGAUAAGUUCGCGAGCCAAGGCGACACACGACGCAACAGGCCGAAUUUACGCUUAUUUAUUCGAAUCCUACGUACGACUCUCUCCUCGACGAGUUUCUUAUUUAUUAGCUAGGCUACGCACGACGUUAUAUUCGUGGUGGUACGUACGACAGCAUCGUGAACGGUAAGCAGCAGCAGCUUUGUCGAAGGUUAAUCGAGUUCGUGGAAAAACGCAGGAGACUCCAGGAAAUUUUGGGGACUCUACGUACACGGCCGUGGGACCACGGGAGAGACGAACGGAGACCGACAGUGUGUUGUGCAUGAAAGGAAACAGAACAUCAUCAUCGUAACCGUCGUGGAAGUUCUUUUUUGUUUUUCUUUUUCUUUUUGUUUCUUUUUUUUUUUUACACACCUUACCGACGCGGCGACCAGCCAGACCACCUCGCGUAUUCUCUCCGGUGUCUCGUGUCGUACAUAAUAUUGUUUUCGCGUAGACGGCCUCUAGGUGAGUGAUACACGGGGAGUCAUUGCCCGAGACCAAGGUCCUGUACGUGUCUAUCGUAUACAUAGACACGCGAGAGCCCUAACCGUGCACGUGUGCGUAUUUAACACGGGGGAAAAUUCGCCGGUGUACGUAUAUACCAGAGUAUAUUUUUGUGUGAAGUGUGUUUUUAAGUGUCCCCGGCCGGCGAGAGAGAGAGAGGAAGAGAGAGAGUAAGAGCGUCUUUCCCCGUGCGGAUCUCUGUGUGAACUCUCUUUCCACCGUAUCUUUACGAUCGAUUCGUGCAUGCUCUGUCUGGUCGCGCCGGCGAAAAACAGUUUGGCAACGUGGCACGUGAAUAAAGUGAGACCGCGGCUACGACGUAGACGUCGACGACGACGGUGCUCGAGGGACGGGACACCGCGCUGACAAUCAACGGAAGAGGCCGAUCUUCUUUGAUACAACGCCGGAAUCUUCGAUCUCUCGCGAGUGUUACGGAUCGAGUCUCUUUCUCUCUCGUGGCUGAAACGAGAGAGGGAAAAGGAGAGAGAGAGAGAUAGAGAGAGAGAGAGGAGCCUAGAGAGGGACGAGGACUGACAGACAGAGAGGCUGUGCCGCAGCCGCCUGUGUGCUCGAGAGGUUAGGAACGCAACGAGAACAUGGAUUUGCUGUGUUGCGAGACCACCGAGACAGAAUGCAGAGCCUACGCUGAUCCCGCUCUACUGUGUGAUGACCGUGUGCUGCAGAACCUGCUGAAAACCGAGGAGAGAUACGCUCCAAGCAGUUCUUACUUCGAGUGUGUGCAGAGGGACAUCUCGCCGGUCAUGCGCAAAAUCGUCGCCGAGUGGAUGUUAGAGGUAUGCGAGGAGCAGAAGUGCCAGGAGGAGGUCUUUCCCCUCUCGAUGAACUACGUCGACAGGUUCCUCUCGAUCUGCCCGAUCAGGAAGUCGCAGCUGCAGUUGCUGGGAACCGCCUGCCUGCUUCUCGCCUCGAAGCUGCGAGAAUCAGCGCCUCUCUCCGCUGAACUCCUCGUCUACCACACGGACAACUCCAUCACCCUGGAUGACUUAUGGAGGUGGGAACAGCUGGUCGUCUCGAAGCUGAAAUGGGAAUUAUCCGCAGUGACGCCCGGUGACUUCCUGAUGCAUAUCCUGAACAGACUGCCCAUGCCGCGUACCUGGGACCCGAUGAUGGUCAAGAGGCACGCGCAAACUUUCAUCGCCCUCAGCGCAAGAGAAUACAAAUUCUCGAUGUACACACCGAGCAUGAUCGCGGCUGCGAGCGUUGCGGCUGCUCUUCAUGGUCUCGAUUGGACUGGGAAGAGCGGUUUCGGACUGGCCGCCCUCCUGGUGGAGCUUACUCGCAUCACAGCUAUCGAACAGGACUAUCUCCAAGGCUGUUUGGAGCAAAUCGAGGAGAUGGUGUCGCAGGCGCACGUGGAGGCGGAAAACAGCAACACUCAUCAGGUGGUGACCGCGAGUACGGUGACGGUGCAGCAGAGGCCGCCGCCUGUGGGGGACGAGAUGAUCAGCCAGGACAAGAUCCUGGAACACGAGAAGGCGGGCACGCCGACCGACGUGAGGGACGUCCAUUUUUGAGAGACGCCGCUGAGGGAAACUCUGGCCAGGGUGACUCUCUGCUGAGCCUAGAGGCCGAGGCCGAACGUUUAGCCAGCAGCGACGACGAGGCUGAUCUUGGACCCACGGCCACCAAGAGAAGGAAGCUAAACGAUGAUGAUGAGGAGAAGGAGGAGGAAGACGAACAGCAUGUUGAUCUCGAGCGAAACGAAACGCGCGCAGACUCCUGAAGCACGAGUGGAAAAGAGAGAGAGAAAGAGAGAGCUCGAUCCAAAAUCAAUCGCACACACGCAUCCACCGUUUUUUGUUUCCUGAAGUGGGAAGAAGAAGAAGAUGAAGAUGAAGAAGAAGAUGAAGAGGAAACCGUCAAUAUUUUUUAGUUCCGUGAUCGAAGAUCCACCGUGAGGGGUUCGUGGAUCGAGAACAGUUCGCCAGAAACCACGUUCCCGCGUGUUACGUUUAUCUUUUUUUGUUUAUUAUUAUUAUUUCUUUUGUUUUUCAAAUCCGAAGGUCUGCAGACGAUCGUAGGCGCGAGGUUUUAGUCGAGAGAAUGAUAGAGAGCUGUGUUCGGUAGAUUAGUUUUACUCGAGAGUGCGACGGGAGGUGGUGCGUGUUCGCAACGUCCCGUAUCGAUCAUGGUCCCGUCGGAUCGAUAUCUUUUCGUCGCAGAAAAAUCGACACCAAGCGGUCCGAGCGGAUCUCGUUGUUAUUUAGAUGUACACUCGAGAGAGCUCGUGGAUAGACGAGAAUCACCACCGCUUGUCGAAAAGUAUAUCUCGAAUCCGUCACGGAUCACGACGUACGGGGACUUCUCCUUCUUUCUUUUUUUUAAUAUAAUUUUGCUCAUUCGACGCGGCCGAUCGAUCUCCAACGAUCGAAGACGCUGAAUGUCAACCGCGAUUUCGAUCGAACCUCUCGAUCGAGGAAGAAACUGAUAAAUUCGAAGCAAGAGGAGGUGUAAUCCUUCCUGGAAGAAACGGAGAAAAUUGGACGAACGACGAUAAUGUCAGAGCGUAAUUGCCGCCUGUCAGCAAUGUUACGACACUCGGGAUGAUGUAUUCGGACUUUCACGCUGACGACGAUUAUUUCCGUCGUCCUUCCAACGAGUUUUCGGCAGGGUUGGUCGAUCGGAAAGAAAUCGGUCGGAAGCAAACACGGAACAAGUUGUUUACAAACGUGUCUCUGGUCCUCAGUUGGCGAGGUAGAGUCGCUGAGAUUCUAUUUUCUAAACGACUAGCAAGACUGUAUUCGGUAGAAAUGAAAUUUUAGCGGCCUGUCUUGUUGAGUCUGGUCUUUUUUUCUGUGUCCAAAGAAUGACCGAAUUGUUUAUACCUCGAUUAAAAUUUGACUAAAGUGAGCUUCUUUCAUACGAGUCCUUAUUUCAUUUGGAAAUAUAUUGCGGAUGCAGUUAUGACAAAAAUGAAUGGAUAACAUUGAAACGGAAGAAACAUCCAAAUUUCUAUGUAACUCCUGUUAUCUGAUGUUGGAGAAGAGUACUAAAAGAGUACUAAAAGAGUACUAAAGUACACUAAAUGUUUGCUAAACAUUUCAAAGAUUAUGAAUUUCAGUUCACUAAACAUGAAAUAAAUUAGAACACUGUGAACACUUUUGUUUACACGAAGAAUGCAGUUCGUAACAAAACAGAUUUAAAUAGCAUCCUGCAUUUAAUUAACUCUGUGUCUUAAAGUUGGCGAAGGCCAUCGAAAUGUUCUUGAAAAUAAAAGAAGUUACGUGGAAUUUGCCAAGCCAGUUGAGCUUACAAAGACAGAAGAUAGAAAACCGAGGAGCGAUGAAAAACAGCUGAAACAAUGAUAAAAAUUCAGUGUCUCCGAGAUGGCGGAAAUCGAGGUUGGCCUUCGGCGGCGGCGGCGGCGGCGAAUAGAGCAGUGGCGGCGAAAUAGAGCAGUGGCGGCGGAGAGGAGAAACCGGUAGGAGUCGAACGAACGCGGAGCUGUUGGGGGAAGGCAAUGCAAUACGCUUUACGCAUUUACGUAAUAGAAUUAUACACUUAAUUUUUAGACAGUCGACUAACGAAAAAACUACUACGCCUACCGCGAUCGCGAAACGACGAGAGAGAAAAACGGGGACGUUUCCUGUCCCUGAACGAGGGGGGAACGAAAUCAAAGGGGGCACAGUCUCUGUGCGGCCCCCUGCGAAAAGAGUGAAAUAGUGGAGUGAUGGCGAGAAUGAGGGGAGUGCGAGAGAAAAUUGCGGAUAGAAAAAAAACGAGAAAAAAUGCAAAUAGUCAUGUCGAGUCACUUUAGUGUUUUGUACAUAAGUAUACAUAUGAGGAAAAUGAAUAUAUAUAUUAUUAUAUAUACACACACCUAUGUAUACAUAUACAUAUAUGCACGGGAUAUGUGUGGGAGAGAGUGAGAGAGGAAACCGUAAAGAGUAUGUAACCGCGAGGUUGUGCGAAGAUUUCGUGAGCGUAAGGCGUUGCUAAACGAUAGAAAACUAUAGUCCCACUUUUUGUAUCAACGCUAAUUGUUUAUCCAAAUGGUUUUUUUUGCGGGACGACGUCGCGGCCCAUCGCUUAUUCCAGUCGGUUCCUAAGGUCGGCCGCGGCUGUCCCGUACCCCCUAAUCGUGACGUGUACAUGUGUGUCGGUCUGUUUGUGUGAGAUACUGUAUGUGUGCGUGUACUCGCGCGUGUAUAAACGGGCCAGGCGAGUGCUUGGAAGAUCGGCAUCAGCGACUGCUUCUAUAAAUUGUAUUUCGGCUAAUUGUCCGGGUUGGGUUCGACCAUAAUUCUGGACCAGUCUAAGAUAUGGGCUACUAUUCAAGCCUGGGCUAGUUAAGAUCUAAGCUAGACCGAGAUCUAAGCUAAACCGAGAUCUAAGCUAAACCGAGAUCUAAGCUAAACCGAGAUCUAAGCUAAACCGAGAUCUAAGCUAAAUCGAGAUCUAAGCUAGACCGAGAUCUAAGCUAAACCGAGAUCUAAGCUAGAGCAAGAUCUAAGAUAGACCAAAAUCUAAGCUAGACCAAGAUCUAAGCUAGAGCAAGAUCUAAGAUAGACCAAGAUCUAAGAUAGACCAAGAUCUAAGAUAGACCAAGAUCUAAGCUAUACCAAGAUCUAAGCUAAACCGAGAUCUAAAUUAAACCGAGAUCUAAGUUAGACCGAGAUCUAAGUUAGACCGAGAUCUAAGUUAGACCAAGAUCUAAGUUAGACCAAGAUCUAAGCUAGACCAAUAUCCAAGCUGGACAAAGAGUUAAGCUAGAUAAAAAUUUCAGCCAUAGAAAGAUCUAGGUUAGACCAAGGCCGGAACUAGUUUCACGGAGCCACUCGGGAACCUUGACCACCCCUUUAUAAAUCACAGCGUUGACCAAUUUCAUAAUCAGUCCUCAAAGUCGGCCAUCCACGCGGUCUGCCUUCGCCUAAAAAUCGCGACUGUAUAUAUAUAUAUGUAGGUAAGCUAUACGAGGCGUGCGAUGAAGAGUCGUCGCGUAGUCCAUGUAAGAUAUUGCGACAUUGUAACACGGCAGGAGCGUUAGAAACGUGUAUGGAGGAAGUGAGAAAGUAGACGGAGGAGCUCGAUCGCGAGCGAAUCCAGCCAUUUCGGUGCGACGUAUCUGUUCUUGAACCGGUUUUACGAAGCUCCUCAACACACGGGACCUCUCUCUCCAAAGGCAAUCUCGGAUCGCCGACGCGACGAUACAAAAGUUCAAUUGUAUUUGAUAAUAACUUGCGGAAGUUAUUAUCGUAUUAACUACUAUCAAAUAAUGUUGAUAAUAACCUUUCUA
Molecule: messenger RNA, 5974 nt
Organism: Megalopta genalis
Lineage: Eukaryota; Metazoa; Arthropoda; Insecta; Hymenoptera; Halictidae
Gene: CycD
Product: cyclin D
Source: RefSeq, a predicted model, not a curated record